Messenger RNA from Apis mellifera (honey bee), 763 nucleotides. RefSeq names its product DNA-directed RNA polymerase III subunit RPC8 (gene Polr3H). Gene Ontology annotation, cellular component: RNA polymerase III complex. Gene Ontology annotation, biological process: transcription initiation at RNA polymerase III promoter; DNA-templated transcription. The record is from RefSeq and is a predicted model, not a curated record. Gene Ontology annotation, molecular function: DNA-directed RNA polymerase activity; DNA binding. Lineage: Eukaryota; Metazoa; Arthropoda; Insecta; Hymenoptera; Apidae. The coding region runs from base 106 to 717 and encodes 203 amino acids. The transcript is spliced from 5 exons.
CAUAUAUACUUACAUUCGUAUAUUUGCCAAUAUAGAUAUACGAGAGUGAAUUAAUACAAUAAAUAUUAAUUAUUUUUAUAUUUUAAAACUACUCGUUUUAUAAUAAUGUUUGUUCUUGCGGAAUUAAAAGACACAGUUAGGAUUCCACCAGCGGAAUUCAAGCAAAAAUUGAACGAUGCUAUUACAGAUGAACUUAAUAGAAAGUUAGCUAAUAAGGUUUAUCUUAAUGUUGGUCUUUGUAUCGCUCUUCAUGAUAUUACGAAAAUUGAAGAAUCAUAUAUUUUUCCCGGCGAUGGAGCAUCUCAUACCAAAGUAAUAUUUCGUUAUAUUGUAUUCCGUCCAUUUAUGGAGGAAAUAUUAAUAGGAAAAAUACGUAGUUGUAGCAUUGAUGGUGUCCAUGUAACAUUAGGGUUUUUUGAAGAUAUUGUGAUUCCACCUCAUAAAUUGCAACAUCCAUCGAGAUUUGAUCAAAUGGAACAAGCAUGGGUAUGGGAAUAUGAUACUGGAGAUGGCGAAAAACAUGAUUUAUUUAUGGAUGCAGGAGAAAUUAUACGAUUCAGAGUAGUAAGUGAAACAUUUACAGAAGCCUUACCUACAGGACCAAACAUAUCUGGGGAGACUGAAACAUCAGAAGCUAAAAAUAUAUCUCCAUAUACUUUAGGAGGUGCUAUUGACGAACCAGGUCUUGGAUUGCUUACAUGGUGGGAAAAUACUUAAGAAUACAAAAAUAAAUUCAGAUCAAUAAAUUUUUAUUCACAGCACA